AGGGAGAGUGGAGUGUUCUGGCAACACAUUUCGAACGGACCUCUCUAAAAUGCAACACGUUUUCUUUGUCUUCCCAUUUUUUUUUAUUGAAUAAUUCCUCUUGAACAGCAGCAUUACGGGAAACAGCUCUUCAAUUUGAGAUUUCCUUAUCUUUAACUAUUAUACGAAAUGAAGAGUUUUCUUAGCAAGUUCGAAUCCACUCUGCAAUUGCUUCACUCCAAAACAAUCAGCAUACAAAUCUUUUGAAUCCAUUUAAGCCUUCAAUUCCUUUUAUUUUUAAUUUUCGAUUCAGAAAACUGACCCAUCAUUUUUAAGUUUCCGAUGCCGGAACAUAUUCUCAGAUCCAAAAGACUUUCUCCUUUGGCAGUGACAAAUGAGUAUCAAUAGUUCAUUCUCAUCCUCAACAAUGUCUGGGACGAAAACCUUGCAAAGGUGCAGGAACAUGAAGGAAGCUGACAAUGUUGUUCUGAUUGAUGUUGAUUCUGAGCAUUUUGACAGUGUUAUUAUCAUUGAUGUUCCUGAGCCUUUGCCAAAGAAAUGGAGAGGUUCUAGCAUGGUCGAGGAAAAAUGGCCAUUUAGGUCUGUAAUAUGCAUUGAUGAUGAUGAAAGCUCUGACAACGACCAACAUGACGAUCACCACCAAAAUGUUAGUACAGAAAGCAAGAAUGGGCAGCACAAGGAACCCCCAGUUUGUUUUAGUACUGGCAAAACCAGUCCUGGAAAUGAAUCUCCAUCUCCUUUUAUUACAGAAGAGGAUGCCCCCUUUGAUAGCACUUCUUAUGGUUAUAGAAAGUCUGAUGGUCACAAGAGAUCACAUUCUGGAACCAAAGAUCCUCCUUGCAACUAUUCUGAGAAGAAAAAGAACCAACAUUGUGAGCCAGUAAGUCUCAGCUGUCAGAAUGAGGAAAAUUUGAACCCUCCAGCAUCAUCUUAUUCUCCUUACCAUGGACUGGGAGCUGAGCAAGUUGAUCAUCCAACAAUGGCUUUCCAAGAUGAUGAGGAAACUCAGAUGAACUCUUUACAUGGGAAACCUAGUUUAGUAGAGGAAGAAGCUUCUAUGUGCAAGCAUCAGAACUCUUAUGAAACUGACAGUGAUGAUGUCGGAUCUUCUCUAACAGACAAAGAGAAGAAGCAUCAGGAGGAGACAUUUACUGGUAAUAUUAAGGAGAAGGAGCAUCUGAAGCCUUAUGAACCAUGUGCAACUAGCAGUGUUAACAAAGAGAAUUUAAUUGAUAAUGCAGCACAAUUGAAACAGGACAAUUCUUCAGUUGCGGCAGUGGAAAAUCUUGUUGAUUCUGUGUCAAAAAGUAUGGACGAGGAUGAAGAUGAUCAAAAACAUAUUCAGAAUGGAGGUACUGCAUACAGUGUUGAGAAUUGUAUCAUUACUGAACGUGAAAAACUCAAGGAAACAGAUGAAUACAAAAGAGCUCUAGAGCAAGAGUUGGCUUCUCGACGACAAGCAUUAAAAAUUGAGGCUGAAGAAGCACAACGCUUGCGGCAGUUGCGGAGGAGAAAAAAAGAGGAAAGCAUACGGUUACAGGACAUGGCCAAUAGACAAAAGAAGCGUGUGGAGGAAGUACGAGAGACUCAAAAGAAGGAUGUGGAAAAUCUCAACUUGAAGGAGGUAAUACGCUCUCAGGUCAGGAAGGAGCUCAAGAAACUGGAAAUGACAUGCUGCAAUAUGGCUUCGCUGUUGCAUUCUCUGGGAAUCCCUGUGGGUGGUUGGCCUUGUCCAUCAUCAAAUGAGGUACAAGCAGCUUACAAACGAGCAUUGCUGAAGUUUCAUCCAGAUCGAGCUCCGCAAUGUGACAUUCGUCAACAGGUUGAAGCUGAGGAGAAAUUUAAGCUUAUAAAUCGUCUCAAGGAGAAACUUCUACCUUCUUGAUAACGUUUGAGCAAGUUAAUCAUUAUUGCAUCGUAAACCAUAAAUUCUUCAUAGAGUUCAAGUCUCCUCGUAAACAUGCUUUCCAUGCUUGUGAUAUUUCGAGAAAGAAGCCAUUAGUUAGUUAUCAAUUAGGGUCUUUUGUGGUUGGAAAGCAUUCUUUUGUUUGUAAAUUAACUGAUUAUUUACUCCUAUGUGAUUUCCCUAUGAUUGGCUCGACAUUUGUUGAACUUAUGUAUGUUGGUUGAAGAAAUGGAAAGUAUUCGUUACUUUCGGUUGGUACA
Messenger RNA from Olea europaea var. sylvestris, 2166 nucleotides. RefSeq lists its product as uncharacterized. NCBI's taxonomy places the organism in Eukaryota, Viridiplantae, Streptophyta, Magnoliopsida, Lamiales, Oleaceae. Bases 374 to 1885 code for a protein of 503 amino acids. The record is from RefSeq and is a predicted model, not a curated record. The transcript has 5 exons.